AUGGGAUGUUACAACGUCAGCAUCGUGGCUGAUAUGAUUCUUUUAGGUUUUCAAAAUAUUGAAAGCUUAACAAACAUUUUCUUCUUUCUUCUGCUCCUGAUCAUCUUCUGUGUGACCAUCUGUGGGAACCUCCUGAUCAUCGAUGUGGUGUCGUUCAGCCGAUCCCUCCACUCCCCCAUGUACUUCUUCCUCACACAACUUUCCUUCUCAGAUAUCCUUCUCUCCACCACUAUAGUACCCAACAUGCUCCGUGUCGUGCUGUAUAAAGGAAUCUCAGUAUCUUUUAUUGGAUGUUUGAUACAAUUCUAUGUUUUUACAGCCUCAGAAUCUAUAGAAUGUCUACUUUUGACCAUAAUGGCCUAUGACCGGUACCAAGCCAUCUGUAACCCUCUACAUUAUACCAGAGUCAUGACUCUCUCAUUUUGCGUAAAGACAGUGCUGUUCUUUUGGUUGUUUAUUGUUGCCAUGAUCUUGAUGCUCUCAAUAACAAUAAGUCGCCUGCGGUUCUGUGGGCCAAACCUCAUUGACCAUUUCUUCUGUGAUUUUGACCCUUUACUUGAACUUUCCUGCUCAGAUACAUUUAUAGUAAAGAUGGAAAGUCAGCUAUUAUCUGUUCCUACAGCUAUUUGCCCAAUCACUGUGAUUAUGGUUUCAUAUGCCUAUAUAAUCCGCACCAUACUGAAAAUCCCAUCUGUGACUGGGAGGCAGAAGACCUUCUCCACCUGCAGCUCUCACCUGGCUGUGGUUUCCUUAUACUAUGGGUCUCUUAUUAGUAUCUAUUUAUUUCCAAAUAUGAACAGUGCAAAAAAAAUUCUCUCCUUGCUAUACACGGUUGUCACUCCCCUUCUGAACCCUGUAAUAUAUAGCUUAAGAAAUAAAGACAUUAAGCAGGCUUUACUAAGAAUUCUGAGCAAUAAGUCCAAAAUAUUUUCAAAAGAACUUUAG
Molecule: messenger RNA, 945 nt
Organism: Hyla sarda
Lineage: Eukaryota; Metazoa; Chordata; Amphibia; Anura; Hylidae
Product: olfactory receptor 11L1-like
Exons: 1
Coding region: 1-945 (314 amino acids)
Biological process (GO): G protein-coupled receptor signaling pathway
Cellular component (GO): membrane
Molecular function (GO): G protein-coupled receptor activity; olfactory receptor activity
Source: RefSeq, a predicted model, not a curated record